Molecule: messenger RNA, 1851 nt
Organism: Seriola dumerili (greater amberjack)
Lineage: Eukaryota; Metazoa; Chordata; Actinopteri; Carangiformes; Carangidae
Product: chemokine-like receptor 1
Exons: 3
Coding region: 167-1177 (336 amino acids)
Biological process (GO): complement receptor mediated signaling pathway; chemotaxis; phospholipase C-activating G protein-coupled receptor signaling pathway
Cellular component (GO): plasma membrane
Molecular function (GO): G protein-coupled receptor activity; complement receptor activity
Source: RefSeq, a predicted model, not a curated record
UGGCAGUGAGGCACACACUACAAAAGCACAAAGAAAAACAGGAAAGCUACAAUGAAACACUGCCCAGGAAACAGAAAUGAGAAGUUGCAUCCAACAGCAAGAGACUCAGUAAAAACGGACUUUACAGUUAUUGCUUCCACAUCUAGACAAACGAAAAGAAACAAGCAUGGAUGUGGAUUAUGUUGAAUAUGAAGAUUACACUCCAGGCAAUGACACCGAGAGCAACACCACCACAGCUGAACUACUGAAUUUCAGCAGUUCUCGGUCUGCUGUGACCCAUGUUCUGGUGACAGUCAAUAUCCUUAUAACUGUUAUUGGCCUUGGAGGAAAUUCAUUAGUGAUCUGGAUCUGUGGAUGGAAAAUGAAAAGAACGGUCAUCACCACCUGGUAUAUCAGUCUGGCCAUUUCAGACUUUUUGUUCUGUGCGUUUCUGCCCCUGGAAGUAUUCUACAUGAUAACCUCACAUUGGCCUUUUGGACUGGUCUUGUGCAAAUUGACCUCCUCCGCCCUGUUUCUCAACAUGUACAGCAGUGUGUUUCUGUUGGUUUUGAUCAGCACUGAUCGCUGUAUAAUGAUUUCAUUUCCUGUCUGGUCACAUAACCACCGGACAGUGCGGAAAGCAUUUGGAGUUGUUGUUCUCAUGUGGCUCCUUUCUGCACUCUUAACGUUGCCCUCACUGAUCUUCAGACAAACCAUAGUCCAUGGCUCAGUCACUCAGUGCUACACAGAUUACAAGGGCCAUUCUGGUCACAAGGUAGUGGCACUGACUCGAUUCAUCUGCGGGUUCCUAAUUCCUAUCCUAAUUAUUCUUUACUGCUGCUCUGUGCUUGGUGUGAAGCUUCGAAGUUUGACCAUCAAGUCAACAAAGCCUUACAAGGUCAUGGCGGCACUCAUCUUAUCAUUUUUCUUCUGCUGGGUCCCCUACCAUACCUUUGUGCUUCUAGAAUUAGAUUUGAAGAACCACCGUGUGGAUGUACUUCAAACUGGGCUGAAGGUGGGAGCCACCCUGGCCGCAGCAAACAGCUUCAUAUCCCCAGUUCUAUAUGUCUUCAUUGGUAAUGACUUUAAACAAACUCUAAAGCGGUCUUUGACAUCAAGGAUAGAGGAUGCAAUGGCGGAGGACUUUCGUACAGGUGCUCUCAAUCACUCAAGGUCUAAGUCAAUGGAAAUUAUGUAAAAUGAAACUCAAACCUUUGUCAUCAAUGAUAUGGAGUAUUACAAAGUAUAGAUCAUGAUUAUUGAGCUGGGUGAUAUCAACAAAAUCAUAUGUUAUGGCAUAUUUCAACUCAGAUAAGUAUGGGUUAUACAGUCUACUUAUACAUGUACAGUAUGUAUUGAUGAUUUAUUUAUCAAUGAUAAAACCUCACUCACUUUUAGAGAGUGGAUUGGCCACUGACAUACAUUUUUGUUACUUUCAACUUAAAAAAACUUUACAUUCAGAUAUCUUGUAUUUUUAGAUUGUUUUUAUGUCUGUGAAUGAAUUGCUUUUGUGUUGUUAUGUUUAGGGCUUCAAAUUGCCCCUUGUGGAACAAAUUGAGUUUUUUUAAAUUAAAUUAAAUGUAUUAUUUGCAACACAUUAUAAUUUGGUUGACCUAACUUUAAGUAAAACAUACCUGAAGUGAAACAUUCAUGUGACCAUCGUCUAUGAAUCGUUCUGGAAAAACAAAUGUCUUAAUUAUUAAUCUUGUUAUUUGAAAUUGAUGCUAGCUUAAAAUUUAUGAAGGAAAGUAAACAAAAUACGUACUACAAAUGUAACCCUACUAGCAAGCAGUACUGUUGUGUAUCUUUGUAUUUUCUGUUAUUUUAAUUCAUUAAUAAUAAUUCAUUAAUUCAAAGGCAAAUAAAAAUAUU